Cyclospora cayetanensis is the source of this 1617-nucleotide messenger RNA. RefSeq names its product GTPase Era. The transcript is spliced from 14 exons. Gene Ontology annotation, biological process: ribosomal small subunit assembly. Gene Ontology annotation, molecular function: GTP binding; ribosomal small subunit binding; rRNA binding. Lineage: Eukaryota; Apicomplexa; Conoidasida; Eucoccidiorida; Eimeriidae. The record is from RefSeq and is a predicted model, not a curated record. The coding region runs from base 1 to 1617 and encodes 538 amino acids.
AUGAUAACUCAUGCAGCUCAGGAGAGCGCAGGCGAAGCCGCACGUCGGCUUCCUGCGGUGUGGGCUUUCAAGCAUCUUGCCCACCCCACGCGACUCCUGAGGGUAAACCAAAAUUCCUGUCCACCAACAGAAGCUCCCAGUGCACGCACUGUGGUCUGUGGGCCGCGAAAUAGAUGUGGGGUUACUUUAUGGGCAACUCCACCAAUCGAUGCUCUGUGCACCAGCAGCCGUACAGCCCAGCUUUCGGCAGCAGUGCAACGAGGGCGUCAAGCUCAGCCACAUUGGCCAAUCACGUUCAUGCCACCAUGCGUGCCUCGAGCAGCUGGUACAAGUCCGGCACGAAAUGAGAUUGUCAAAGGCUCCUCGCUUCUUUCAAUCCCAGAAGAAGCUACCGCUCAACAAGCCACUAACGAUGCCGUGGACUUUACGGCUGAUUGGCGUUAUGUGAAGCUAUCGUUGAUCGUGCUCUGUGUAGAACCCAGAUCUACAUUCGGUGCAUCUCGCCCUCGCCUCCCGGUACAUCGGCCAUUGGUGAGAGGUGUAAUUCCCGCUGAGGCGCAAUUUGUUUCUUGGGAUGCUCCCAUCCAACCUUCACACCCCAAGUCCCUCACCGUUGCUCUCAUCGGUCCUCCAAAUGCUGGGAAGAGCUCUUUGCUAAAUGCAUUUCUCGGCGUUACUGUUUCGGCUGUAUCCAACAAAGUGAACACAACUAGAACAGACUUCCGUGGAAUGGUGACGAAGGGAAAUAACCAACUCAUAUUCGUCGAUGCCCCAGGCAUCAUUGAAUCUCAUCCGAAAAAGACAUUUUGCAGGGAUCUUGUGAAUGCCGCAUGGCGGGGCUAUGAAGACGCCGACUUGGGCAUUCUCGUUGUGGAUACGGUCAAGCGUCCCACGCAGAAUAUUUUCAAUGUAGUUCGCGCAAUUGCGCCGAAGCCGUCUCUUGCGCUAUCCGGAUUUCAGCACUCUGCGCGCUCACGCGAGGAGCCGACCAGUGUGGUCGCAUGUUCUCCAUCGUUAUAUGAGAUGCGGGAGGCCGGAAUUUCGGGAACUUUGAGGCAGCGAUUGGCCCUUGACAGCAGCUAUGCUGAGGUGGAUGGCGGCGCACGCACAAUACCCAUUAUUUUAUGCCUCAACAAGAUUGAUCUGGCAUCGCAUCCAAGAUGGAUUUAUGCCCGCGAAAAAGAAUUUGGGUCCCACGGACAUUUUCAGAGGGCAUUUCACGUUUCUGCUAAAUAUAGACGGGGGACAGAGUUGCUCAUGGAUUACCUCUUCAACCAGGCUGUCUCGCGACCCUGGACGUAUCCUUCAGAUAUGCGGACAAGCCUGUCAAAGGUACAACAAGUUGAGGAACUAAUACGGACAUACUUGUUUUGCUGGUUCAACAAAGAUGUCCCUUAUCGUGUGACACAAGAAACAGUUGGAUGGGCUACCCAAGAAGAUGGCUCGGUGGUGAUUGAGCAGGAGCUGCUAGUGAAGAGCGACCAAGUGGCGAAGAUGAUCUGUGGGAUUAGGGGACGCAUUCUUUUGCAAAUGCGGAAGAACGUCACCUACAAGCUUGAACAGUUAUGGGGACACAAAGUGUUUUUGUACAUCCACGUAAAGGUAGCAAAGGGUUGA